AUGAACUUGAGUAGUAAUUUUUUGUCUAAAAUAAAGAAAAAGAAAAAAAAAAGAGAAAAUCAAUUGUUAAAUGAAGAAUUAAAUAAAAUUGAAGAAAAAUGGUUAAAAGGAGAUGAUAAAAAAAAUAAAGGAAUCAUAAGUUCAGCGAAAAGAGAAGAAAUUUUAGAGUUUAUACAAAAACAAGAUGAAUUUAAAAAUAUUAAGAAAAUUUCCAUUGAUCAAAAAGAAGAAGAGACGACAAAUAAAUCAUCAAGAAUUAUUAAGAAUGAUAAUGACUUAUUAAAAGAACUACAAAAACAAAUUGAAGAAAAAAAAUUGAGACAAGAAAAACUAAAUGAAGAAAAUAUCAAAAGAGAAGAAAUUGAAACGACAUAUUUGUCAGAAAUUGAAAAGAAACAAAAAGAAUUAGAAAAAAAUAUUAUUCUAAAAAAUAAAGAGAGUGCAUUAAUAAUAAAAAAUCAAAUUCACGAAAAUUAUCUAAAAAAACAAGAAGAAGAAAGAUUAAAAAUCAUAGAAGGAAAACGAAUGCAAAAACAAUUUGAAAAAAGUAAAAUUGAAGAAUUAGAAAAAAGACAAGAAAAAAUUAUGGAACAAAAAGUACUUUACAAUUAUAUAUUAGAGAGCAAUAGAAAACACAUUGAAUCUUCAAAUGAAAAAAAAAAAGAGGAGAAAAAAAAAGAUGAAGAAUAUGUAAGAUAUCUGGAAGAAAAAGAACAACGAGAGAAAGAAUAUGAAGAAAAAAUAAAAAAGGAAAAGGAAGAAAAAGAAAAAGAAAUCCAUGAAAUACGAAUGAAACAAAAAAAAAAUGUUGAACUGCUAGCUCAUUUUGAUGAUAUUCAAGCAAUGAAAUGGCAAAAAGAAAAAAAAAUUAAAGAUGAACAAAAAAGAGUUUUAGAAGAAGAAGAAAAAAAAAAAAAGAUAGAUGAAUUAAAUAAUGCAAGAUUAAUUGCGCUGAUGGAAAAGAAGAAAAAAAAAUUAGAGCAACUAGAAGAAGAUAAAAAAGAGGCCGAAAACUUGAAAAAUAUAUACGAUCUUUAUGUAUUUAUAUUUGAAAAAAAAUAA
Molecule: messenger RNA, 1062 nt
Organism: Plasmodium gallinaceum
Lineage: Eukaryota; Apicomplexa; Aconoidasida; Haemosporida; Plasmodiidae
Product: conserved Plasmodium protein, unknown function
Exons: 10
Coding region: 1-1062 (353 amino acids)
Source: RefSeq, a predicted model, not a curated record